This is a messenger RNA of Lathyrus oleraceus (garden pea), 1913 nucleotides long. RefSeq names its product zinc finger protein ZAT1. Bases 386 to 1657 code for a protein of 423 amino acids. Lineage: Eukaryota; Viridiplantae; Streptophyta; Magnoliopsida; Fabales; Fabaceae. The transcript is spliced from 2 exons. The record is from RefSeq and is a predicted model, not a curated record.
GUAGAAUCCUCACUUCAAUACACCCUCUCUCCCACUUUCUAUAUUUACAUUUUAAUCCUUAAAAAUCUUUGCUUCCAUGCAUGGAUUUCUCCUCCAAAUCCAAAUACAUAUAACCAAUUCAAGAGACAAAAAAAAGUAAUAAAAGAAACAAACAAACGCUACGCUUUCUCAUAAUCGCUCUCAUCACCAACAAACAUCAAGAUAUGGGUUUUGCAAGAUAUGAUGAUUUGAUUCAACUUCUGAUGAUUUGCACUCGAUAAUCUCAUCUGGGUCUUGCUCGUUUUCACCUUUUCAUAACUCAAUUCAGUUUCAAUUUGCUGUUUUUUUUUGUUUUUAUCAAGAAUUUUUUGAUACUGGUUAAUUCUUGAAAUUUUGAGGAUCAACAAUGGAAGAAGAUCAAGAAGUGAUUAAACACGUUUGCAGAAUCUGCUGCAAGAGUUUUCCAUGUGGUAGAUCAUUAGGGGGUCACAUGAGGUCACAUGAUCAUGUGAAAACCAAUGAUCACCAUCAUGAUGUUGAUGAUGAUGAGAGUUUUGUUGUUGCUUCUGCUUCAACAGUGAAGAAAGAAGAAGGUUGUUCUGAAGGGUAUUAUGGUCUUAGAGAGAAUCCAAAGAAAACUUGGAGAGUACUCACUGAUUCAACUAGUGAUGAUCAAGAAGAAACUUUUGAUGUUGUUUUGGACAAAUUGUGCAAAGAAUGUGGUAGAGGGUUUCAAUCUUGGAAAGCUUUAUUUGGUCACAUGAAGUGUCAUUCGAAUAGUAAGAACAACGGUGUUGAAUUGGAUGAACAAGAGUCUAAUACUGCUGAUGCUUCUGUUCUUCCAAAUAGAAAGAGAAGAUCGAAAAGACGAUUGAAAACAAGGUACUUAAAUAGUAACAGUUCUACUUCUGUUGUGAAUUUUGCUGCGAGUUCGGUUUCUGAGAAAGAAGAACAUGAACAAGAAGAGGUUGCUAUGAGUUUGAUGAUGCUUAGUAGAGAUGUUAGGUCUUGGUGUGGUCUCAAUUCUAUUGCUGAAUCUUCUGAUAAUGAAGAUAGUAAAGGAAGUGAUGGAUUGAAGAUGAAGAAAACAAGAGUUUCUGUUAUUGAGAAUGGAAAGGAUAUGAAGAAGAAUAAGGUGGAGAUUGAGGUUGAUUCUGAUUCAGCACUUGAGGUCGAUGUAAGAUCAAAACCAGGUACUAGUAGCACUAGUAAAGGCAAGUAUACUUCAAUGAAGGAAAAGUUUUAUGAUUGUGAAACUAAGGUUUCAUCGGAAGUUGAAAUCGGUGCGAAGAAAUCUCGUAAGAGAGGAAAAUUCGAGUGUGCUACUUGCAACAAGAUUUUUCAUUCAUAUCAAGCUCUUGGAGGUCAUAGAGCUAGUCACAAGAGGAGCAAAGGAUGUUUUGCUUCAAAGAUUGAUCAAAACAGUGACAAUGAAAACAAUGCUGAGUUGGAAAUGGAAGUAGAUACGAAGAUCAAUGUUGCUGAUGAGGGAAGAAUCUUAGAAAGUGAAGUCGUCGUCGAAGAAGUUUCGGAAAUAAGGAACUUCCUUGAUCUUAAUCUUCCUGCUGAUGCAAGUAUUGUUGAUGAAAGAAAUGGCCAUUCUGAGAUUUACACACCAUGGUGGUUAGAUGGAAGUAACUUCAAGCAAGAGGCAAUGGUAGGCCUACUAUCAAACUAGCACUAGCUCGGUUCGGUUCUGUUCGGGUCGAUUCGACUUUUGAGUGAAGAUUUGAAACUGUAUAGAAAUAGAUUUUUUUUUGCUGUUAUUUCAUUAAUUCUUUAGGGGAACCUUGUUCUGAUUUUUGAGCUUAUCUUUGUUCUGCUCUUAUUCUUCUUCAAGUAGUUUGCAUUACAAGGAACUUUUGAUACUGUUUUUUUUUCUCUUUGAAUAUUGUAACUUUUUGGAGAGUGAUAUAUGAUGAUUACUUUGUUCA